Quercus lobata is the source of this 3081-nucleotide messenger RNA. RefSeq lists its product as uncharacterized. The transcript has 2 exons. The record is from RefSeq and is a predicted model, not a curated record. NCBI's taxonomy places the organism in Eukaryota, Viridiplantae, Streptophyta, Magnoliopsida, Fagales, Fagaceae. The coding region runs from base 445 to 1848 and encodes 467 amino acids.
UUUAUCGUCCGACAGACAGAGACUCUCGGUUAAACACUUACUUGCUGCCUUGAGUUUACUUGCUUGACUUUACUUUACUAUUCCAACUAAUCUUACUACUCUAAGCACCCACCUUAUUCAUCCAAAAAAACAACAAACAACAAUCAUACAUAGUUCACAUACGUACAUCAUGUAAUCAAAGUUUUCCAAUCUCUUUCUCUCCCAAGUCCCUAUUUUGCCAACAGCUUCCAAAUCCAAAUCACUAAAGCUAUAGGGCUUUCAAGGUAAGCACUUUUCUUCAAUUUUUGCUAAGACCACUUGUUUUUUCUUUUGGUUCCCGAACUAUAUAGUCUUCUUCUUCUUCUUCUUCUUCUACAAUUGUAGUUGUUAAAAAAUGGGAGUCAAUAUUGAAUUUCAAUUGGGUAUUAUAUGCUGAUAAAUUGAAUAAUAGUAGUAAAUAAUGAAAUGAUGUGUCCAAAUCCUAAUCCUAAUCCUAAUCCUAAUCCUCCGAAAAGAAAGAAAUGGAGUGAGCCAGAAGAGAAAACCCUAAUGGUAAAGUAUGGAGAGAUGGUGUGCGAUGGGAGCCUGGGCAAGAUGAAAACCCGUGAGAAGAAAUUCAGACCCAUUGCUUGUUAUGUCAAUUCGGUCCACCAUGCCCGCGACCCUAUUGCCUUCCCUUGGUUUUGGACUUGGAAGGAUGUGUCCACCAAGGUCCAGAACAUGAGGCACCAGUACUUGCUUGUUAAGCAAAAGAUCAAGAAGCCCGACUCUGAAGAUGAUUUUGAUUGGCUUGAGGGCCUUACCCAUUGGUCCAAUUUUUUGAGGUAUAAGGAGGUUUUUGGGGAUGUUCCCAUUGCCAACGCCAAUGGUAAUGGUACUACUAGUACUAGUAAUGAUUUGGUGACUGAGCCUGAGCUUGAGCCUGAGCCUGAGACUGGUUUCAUUGGGAGGCGGAUGAAUAUGAUGGAGUUUGGCCAAAUGGGUAAUGAGGGGGAUGGGGAUUUUUCAGUCGCUGUGGCUGUGGCUGAGAUUAAUGGCGUUGAUGAGAAUGGGGUGAUGGGUUUGGGCUUUGACUAUGAGGGGGAGGAAGCCGAGGAGAAUUACAAUGGAAAUGAUCGGAUGAGGAAGGGGAGGGAUGAUGGUUUUGUGUAUGAAGAAGUGGAAAUGAAUGGGUCUAAUUCUAAGAGGAAGAAGAAAACAAACAAGAAGAAGAAGCAGCAGCAGAAGAAGAAGAAGAGGAAAGUGUUGAUGGGGUUGGAGAAUAACGCUUGGGGAUUUCUUGGGAACCAAUUGGGGAAGUUGAGGGAAUUGGAGGCUCACUUUGAGCAGCGUGAGGUGGAGAGACAGUGUGAGAGACAGAGGAGGGAGAGUGCUCGUGUGGAGAUCGAAAAAGAAUGGGAACAGAAAUGGGAAGAGAGGGAGACAGAGAGGGAGGAGCAUGAGAAGGCUAGAGAGAAGUUGAGAAAGCAGAUAGUUCGAGACUGGGAAGUUAUGGGAAAUGAUAUUGAGGAGAGGGAAAGAAGAAGAAGAGAAGAAGAGUUAUUUCACGUGAGGGAACAGCAAGAGAGGAUAAAUAGGAGAAGAUCAGAGUGGAAGACGAGGAUUGAUGAGAUGCUGAGUCAGCAUCGGGCAGAAAUGGAUCAGAUUCAGACCCGAAUUCUCCAUGAGCAACAAAACCUUACUAGCCAGGUUCUUGGGAUUGUCUCUCAAUGGACUACUCAUCCAACUGGGCUUUCUGAUCAUACUAGUGCUAGCAACCACUAUCUUUCACAAAUGAUGCAGAAUUUGCACCAUGUGAAUGGUAUGGUUCAUGGAGAUGCUAGGGUUGAGGGAGACAAUCAGGAUGACCAAUUCAUUGUUGACGGGUAAGUUGUUUGAAAGAAUAUUUUCUGCUUGCUUUGCUGAAGUGAGAGUUUAAGAAUGAUAAUGGAAAUGGAAAAAAGUGUAAAGGUCAGAGCAUUUUUGAAUACAUUCUAAUGUGUACUUUCUUCAAAUAGGUAUUGUUAUAUACUGAUCUGUGUAGUAUGGAUUCUAGUCAAUAAGGUAUAAAUUUAUCUGUUUAAAUUUUUUUAUGCAGUCAUCUCUUCUAUAAAUAAAGAAAUCCUUUUGAUAUAUUCUCUGGCUAAAAAAGGAUACAGAUGAAAAAAUACUGAAAAGAAGGGCUGAGCUAUGACCAUUAUUCCAGUUUGUCUACGCACAAGUAAAGCUAUCCUAAGAUGUGUUGUGGGGUUACUUCAACAGAGAUCACUGUCAAUUUAAUAUGUAGAUACACUGUGGGACUGAAUUAGCGGAAAUUGAAAGGUAGUGGCGUAUUUACUGUCAUCUCUUGUUGUUAUGAGGCUGUUCUCCAUAGUGCAUCGACUAACUCUUUCCCCUUGUGGAGUAUUUGGGGUACUAAGGCCACUAAGGGGGUUUCGUUCUUUGUUUGGACAGCAGCCUGGGGAAAGAUUCUAAUUUUUGAUUUAUCAAGUGUGGAUUUACCCUAGUUGGAUGGUGUUGUAUGUGUCGAUUUAGUGGGGAGACAAUAGACCAUUUGUUGAUCGAUUGUGAUGUUGCUUAUGGCUUAUGGAUCUUGGUUUUUAGAAUGUUUGGAAUCCUGAUACAGGAGCAUCAAAGUAGUUGUUUCCAUUAGCAGCCUUGAAACAAGGCAGCCAAUCCUUGAUUUAGCAGUCAGUGCAAGUUACAUCAGUUCAGUAGCUGAGUUCAGCCGUGCAGUAGCCUACCUUAUUGUGAUCUAACACUUCCAGCAGCGAACCAGGUUUAAGAUUUGAUGGUUAACUAAGUUCCUAAGGCAAUUCCAAGUCAGUUGUAAUUGGAGGGAGCAUGGUAGGCUGGAGUUCUCUGCUGUGACAGUUGGAGAAGUCUAAGCAGUUAGACCUGUAACCAAACAGCUAGCAGUUAUUGUAUCAGCAGCCAGUUAGAUCCACUUGUACUUAGUUAAUAAAUGUGUUAGCUGAUUGGAUAAGCUUUAACCAAUCAGAUUUAGUCUUGAUUAGAACCAAUCCAAUGGCUUUUAGCAUAGUGUAGAUUGUAUAAAUAGCAUAUCAGGAGAAUUUGUAAUCUAUUUUUGAGUUAGUGAAUGAGAUACGCUCUGAGAGCUUU